GUAAAUAUCCUUAAGGUUCUUGCAGAUUGACGUAACAACAGAAAGGUAAAUUCAUUGUCUCCAAGGAGUUCGCUAAUCAGUCUAUCAGGUAAUCCACAAUAUUAAUUCGAUAGCUUUGCCAAAUUGCCAGUUCUCCGUUAUUUCAGAUUCUAUCCUAGUUCUGGGACACGCAUUUAGUAUCAGACCAUAGCUCUGUGUUUAUGAUUGUGGCAACGUUGAGCGGUACCGCGAUGGAAGUUUCUAAAACGACUCUUAAGCUUAAUACUAUCCACAGGAACGCCCCAACCAAUGUGGCGCCGAUCAUUAUCGAUGAAAAAAAAUCCCAUGAUUGGUUUGGUGUGCUUGUGGUAUUCGUGAUAGCCCUAGUUAUCGCGGUGUGUAUUUGUGGAGUCGCUUUUUAUACCAGGCGCAAGCUCAAACUCAAGAGACGUAAAAUGGCAGAACGUCGUAAGAAUAGAAAUAUCCCCACUCCUUUUCCCAGAACUCUGAAUCCUAUUGUAGAGUUACCAACCGACUUCCCCCCCCGGAUUCAGUGUACUGAAGACAAUGUCCCUUUCCAUACUGAGGACUUCUCCCCCACAGAAGUGAACACCCGACAGGCGAAACAUUGUACUAGUGAAGUGGCAGGCAAUUCGACGGCAGUGGGGCAGCCUCAACGAAGCACUUCAGACUCCUAUUAUCAAACAGACCACAAAGAAAAUGGAGGCCAGGCGAAGUUUGAACAUCAGUCUAAUCCCCGCACUCCUCUCUCCCACCAAACUAUUCAUUGACGAACCAGGAGGUAUCUUUCAUGUGAAUCACGAGACGUCUGAUAUAUGAAAGAUUUCGUAAAUUUUACAAUAAUCAUUUUUCCCUUUUUAUCUUAUCAAUAGAUGUAUAAAUAAUGGUAUCAAUUUUAAUUUAUCUCAAUAGUAUCUUACUGAAAAUCUUUCAAUGUUGUGGAGUCACCACAAAAUUGAACUUUCUGCUGUCUUUUCGAUGUUGGUAAAAGCCUUGCUAAAGAACAUAAAAUUCCAUCACGGAUGUUGUUUUAUAGGUUUAUAUAGUCACAUUAUUGUGAUUGAUUUUUUCUUGUGAGCUGUGAAUCACAUUGUUCACUCUUUUCGUGUUUUGCCAAUUGAUGUGCAUGUUUUUUUUAUUGUUUAGCUGAAUUAAGUAUGUGUCAUUUUUUGUUUCACAGCUUGGUAUAUUUUUAAUAUAGUUCAACGAAGCUUUUUGUACAGAAAUUUACAAAGUACUGUAGUGUGAGCCCUUAGAAAAAUAAACGAAAAGGUUUUAAUAGAAAGGGAUUCAGAAACCCUUUUGUGUUAUUUGUUAUGUAGACUAAACAUCUAAACUAAAUACCUUUAUAUAAUGAACAUGGGUUGUCUUUUCUUAUUUUUUCUAUGCAUGUCUUUCCCUAAAUUAAUUGAUGAGAUUACCUAGUAUUUGAUUGUGUUUUAGAUGCAUACUUUUAAACUAAUUCUUAUCAGGUGUUUCUUUCUUAUCUCUCCUUAACUCCUUCGCGGUGAAUCUCACACCUUUAGCUGGUGGAGAUACCUUCUUUUCACUGCUCGUUCUUUGCGUUAUUUGCAUGUAUGCCUUAGUCAUCAAAAAUAGCCUCACAUACCUCAAUGUAAAACAAAGUAUGAUAAUCAAAAUCUGUCCUCUGUGAUCGAUACAUUUCGUGGCUAUCCUUUCUCUCCACUUGAUUAUUGCAUGGCGGAGUGGCUCUUUCUAUGAUGAAACAAUACAUGAGAUGCGAAAAGGGGAUUACUAUUUUUUUUCUUUAGGAGUAAUGAUCAUCUCUUUUCGGAUUUCGUCGCAUUCUUGAAAACAAGUGUUGCUGUUUUCAUUUAUUAUGCACUCCAUGUGCCGUAACACAGCACGCUAAGGUAUAUGUGUCGAAGUAGGCUUUACCAAGCGGUGUGCAUUCUCAUUGGAGUCCACGUUACUUUAUCACAUCAUGAGAAGUGGUAUAGACAAGUUCUAUGGAUUUGAUGAAAAGCAAAGCUAGCUCUUCCAUCUCCCCUAAGAUGGGAGGAAGGAAGGUAAAUUUCUAAGUACAAACUACACGUCAAUACUGCAGCAGCAGCGGAGUGUCAUGAGCUUCAGCAACUCAUUCCUCCUUUUUCUACAAAGAGAAUUCAUAUGAUUCUUUAUCUAUUUAUGUAUGAAUAAUCUAAAUGACAAAUAAUCCGAUAUGAACUAUUUUUUAUUUUUUAUUCUUUAUUCUCUAUACGUUAUUGCUUUUCUUGAUGUUGCUUUAGAUUUGCUUUUUUUAUCGUUCUUAAGGAGAGCAACGUCGUGAAUGAUUCAGAGCAUUUCUUCUUUGGUGUGUCGUUCUUCAAAUUGUAUGACUCCUUCAGGAAAAAAAAUACGAUUGCCAUCUUCAGCUGUGGUCAUUUUUUAUAUUCGUAUUCUACUUGGGCAACUGCAAAUGGAAGAGAACAAUGUGCAUUCCGCUUAA
Molecule: messenger RNA, 2449 nt
Organism: Phytomonas sp. EM1
Lineage: Eukaryota; Euglenozoa; Kinetoplastea; Trypanosomatida; Trypanosomatidae
Source: the annotation of a GenBank genome assembly